Molecule: messenger RNA, 3055 nt
Organism: Danio rerio (zebrafish)
Lineage: Eukaryota; Metazoa; Chordata; Actinopteri; Cypriniformes; Danionidae
Source: RefSeq, a predicted model, not a curated record
CCAGUAGAUAUUACUCCACCUGCUGUUCUGCUGACCGUCAUACAGCAAGAAGGAGAAACAAGGAAUGGUCCAAUGUCAACUAACCUAGACGCCCAGUCAGAUGAACUGCUUGCUCUUGCAAGCAUAUAUGAUGAAGAAUUGUUUCGCAGGACAAAAUCAAGUCAGAAGGGCGAGAUCCAUCUGUGCCUUGAGCUUCCUUCUGACUUCAGACUGCUAGUAAGAGGGAAGACAUGCGUAGAGGUUGAUGUUUCCUUUUUGCCGUCCACGAUUUUGAGUUUUGAACUACCCACAGACUAUCCUUCAUCAUCAGCUCCAGUCUUUACUCUGAGCUCCAUAUGGCUUUCAAGAGUCCAGAUCACAGCUCUUUGCAAGAGACUGGAUGAACUUUGGGAAGAGAACAGGGGCAGUGUGGUUCUUUUUACCUGGAUCCAGUUUCUAAAAGAAGAAACCCUGCAGUUUUUGAACAUCCAGUCUCCACUCGAGAUCCAAACCAAUGGUGUCCAGCUUCAGUGUGAAUCUGCUGAGUGUCAAGCAGCUGCUGCUGCUGUCGAAGAACUGGACCAGCGAGCAGUUCAAGUAGCUGAUCCUCACAGUGAUAUAUUAACCCAGCUGCUGGAUUUUAAUGAAGCUCAGAAGAAGAAGGUGUUUGAGGCCACAGUUUUUAACUGUGGAAUUUGCUUUACUGAGAAUCUGGGCUCCAGCUUUGUGCUCUUCAAUGAGUGUCAGCAUGUGUACUGCAAGACCUGCGUUAGGGAUUACUUCGAGAUCCAGAUUAAAGACGGCAAAGUCCAGUUUCUCUCCUGUCCUGAGGCUGAAUGCACCUCCCUGGCUACUCCUGCACAGGUGAAACUUCUCGUGAGCCAAGAUGUUUUUGCCCGCUAUGAUCGGCUCCUUCUGCAGUGGAGUCUGAACCUAAUGACUGAUAUUGUUUAUUGCCCUCGCAAAAGCUGCGGCAUGGCUGUGAUGCUCGAGCCUGACCGGACCAUGGGCAUCUGCCCUUCAUGCAAAUUCGUUUUCUGCACCCUCUGCAACCGAGUAUACCACGCCCUCGCUCUCUGCAAAGAAAUACAAGAGGAGAAUGAACGACACGAAAAGCUUGCAAUAAUAAGGAAAGAGGAUGAAGUGUGGGUGAAGCAUAACUCGAAACAGUGUCCAACAUGUGCUGCUAACAUACAGAAGGAAAUGGGCUGCAAUAAGAUGACCUGCAGCUCCUGUCUGGAGUAUUUCUGCUGGAUCUGCUUUUCAGUUCUUAACAGAAAUGACCCCUACAGCCACUUCAGAGAUGAGAAAUCUCCAUGCUUCAACCAGUUAAUAGAUGUUGAAUUGGUUGACAAUGGAAACUGAAAAAGAAUGCACUUCUUCAUGUACUACGUCUUCUAUUCACUUGCAUCCACUUGUGAGGGGCUUUGUUCUGGAACCAAAGUGUAAACGAGUAGAACCUUCCAGUGCCGGUGCAUGGAGGAGUUCAAAACCUUUACACACUACCACAAUUGAUUUGUACUGAUUACAACAAAUCCUACACCGCAAAUUUAGGUGCUGAUUAUUUAGUAGGAACAAACGGUCAGUCAGCUACAGUACAACCUCCAGUGCUAGUCAAUAUUGUCUUUCAAGAGAAUUUGCCUACAAAAUCUCCUCAAAGUAUGUGCUCAGUUUGUAAAGAUGUCAUACACUAAGGCCCAAUCCAAUCAAAUAUGGAUAUUAGCAUGCAGGCUGUAUUCUCCUUUCUGAUUGGCCAACACUGCUUUAUUCUAACGCUGCAUUUGUAACAGUGACCAGCAAGUGAAGCGCUGUGCAGGGAAACCUCACUGCCCUGAACCCAAAAAGGAGCUGCAGCAACAGACACUAUCGGCCAUGGUCUUUAGCCUCCUUGUUAGAGCAACCAACUAGCAUGCGGAGAGUCGUAAGAGGGUUACAUUGGUGCCGUGGCCCGGAUAGGAGUGAAGUUUAGUGGGUAAUUGUAACGGAGGCCAGCUAGGGAAGCACUGUGCAGGUAAACCUUACUCCCCUGAAGCCGAAAAGGUACUCUAGUGACAGAUGAUAGAGGCCAUGGUCUUUAGCCUCCUUGUAAGAGCAACUCUCCCAUGCGGAGAGUCGUCGGUUCGAUUCAAGCUCGGAAUGGGUUGGGUAGUGUAGGACCAGCAGGGGUUACACAUUCACACUAGCAUCGACAAUGACCACUGAUUUCAAUGGGGUAAAGUCUAAAAGGGAUACAGCUGUGGAUACCUGCAUCAAUUUAGCGUAAUUUUUGAGACACUGUACAACAAUUCAUAUUUUUAUAUGUGAGAGUUGGGUUUAAGGUUGGGGUAGACCAGGUGUGACCGAGCCUGUUCCUGGAGAUCGACCUUCCUGCAGAUUUCAGUUACACCCAUGUAAAACACACCUGCCUGUAAUUAUCAAGUGCUCUUCAGGUCCUAAUUAAUUGGUUCAGGUGUGUUUGAUCAGGGUUGGAGCUGAACUUUGCAGGAAGGUCGAUCUCCAGAAACAGGGUUGAGCACCACUGGGGUAGACAAUAAUAAAAUACAAUUUAAUGGGUAAUUUAAUAAAUAAUAUGAAUAAUACUGGGUAUAAUUACUGUUUUUACAUUACAGUGAUGGUUGAGUUUAAGGUUGGGGUAAGGGUAAGUUAAUAAAAUACAAUUGAAUGGGUAAUUUAAUAAAAAAUAUAAACAAUACUGGGAAUAAUUACUGUUUUUACAUUAGAGGUGAUGGUUGGGUUUAGUGUUAGGGUGGGGGUAGACAUUUAUUAAAUGAUAUAAAUAAUUCUUGUUGAUUUCCGGCUGUUGCUGAAUCCCUUCUUGCAACAACUUUACACUGAACAGUGAGCGACUGACCGUUUGGAAAUCAUGUAUGUACGUGUCAAGCGAUGCAACAAAGUUGAGAAUCCUUCAACUUUAUAUAGGCAUUUUCAGCAGAUAAAUAGCUGCAAUGAUGACUCGGCAUGCCUUUGACAGUGCACCACUUCUUGAUGACAGAGUUAUCAACAAAGGCAUGGGGAAAACUACCUGUGUACAUCUGAACAUGCCUUAAAUAUCCUUACAUAAACACUCCAAUAUUCA